This is a messenger RNA of Neofelis nebulosa (Clouded leopard), 3561 nucleotides long. Its product is annotated as ankyrin repeat domain-containing protein 26-like. NCBI's taxonomy places the organism in Eukaryota, Metazoa, Chordata, Mammalia, Carnivora, Felidae. The record is from RefSeq and is a predicted model, not a curated record.
GAACAACAGAGAUGUAUGGCCCAAGGCAAGCUGUCUCCUCACUCCACCUCUUUUCCUAAAUCUGUGAUGCCUUUCCCAUGUACCUGUAGGGCUGGGCAGGGGUAGGACUGACUUGUCAAACCAGUAAGGGAGCUUCAUCUGGAUAGGUGAUAACAUGCCUAUGUUGAGGUGACUGUGCGGAUGACUGAGACUCCCAAUUAGCUUGUUUUCCAGGAGCAGGACAUGGCUCCUACCCUCGGUCAUUUGAGCCCAUCCUUGUUGUAGGAGUGUGUGCCUUCAUAGGCUAAAGAUUGAAAGGUUGGAGAAUGCCACUGAACCGUGUCGAAGAGUGAUGUAGGAGUGGGAGCUCAUCGGGAAGAAAAUAUUCAGGCAGCAUAUAGAGAAAUAGAGGCACAACUACCAGGACCAUUUUGUUCGCAGUCUCUCUCCUUGGGUAGCUGAAUGCCCCUGAAGGCUUGGAAGGUCUUGCUAGUUAUUAUGGACCUAAAUAAGGCAAGACCAGUGGAGGAAAAGAGUUGGCCUUGGCUUUCUGACAAACCUGGUCCUGAUGAUUCAUGGCCUACAUCAGCUAGCCAAGACUUAGAUUUCGGUACCAAGGAAGGAACAGCAAAGUCAGCAACGGAAGCAAAGGAAGAUGGUGUUGGUAUUAUUGAAAAUGUGCCACCAGAGCAAACAGUUAAUGGCAGUUUGACUUCUGCUGGUGGAGUGCAUAAAAAUGACAGAAGUGAUAUCAUGUCAGCAUUAGAAUUAGGAGAAGAGGAAGAUGUAGAAUCACCUUCUCUUCCUGAGUAUCAAGUUCCAUUAAAGGUUGAAGAAAAAAAGAAGCACAGAGGAAGUGACAUAGAAGUAUCAGAAAACAUACAUGAUGCUGCGGCUGCUGGAUUAAUUCCACAAAGACAGAAUGGAAAAACUGAUAACCAUCAAUUGCCUAUUACAGAAAAUAAAGAUUCUGAUAGGAGGGAACCUGGUUUACAUGUGAAGAAGUUAAAGAAAGGUGAAAAUGAAAAAGGGACAUCAAAAGGAUCUGUGAUCACACCAGUGUUGCAGAAGGCAGAUUCCCUAACUGGUGGUCCACUACAAAAGAAUGAUGGCAGCCAUUUCAGUGAAAAGGAUCAGCAUGAAAGCAGACCUGCAAAGAAAAUUUCUAAGAAAAAGAACAAGGUCAAAAAGCAAAUUACUUCUAUGGAUGAUCUUGUCGACUUCAUUCAGUCAUCUGAAGCAGCUUCAGAGCAUUGUGAGUUGCCUUACUCUAAGAAUUUCAUGUUGCUGAUUGAACAACUUGGCAUGGAUUGUAAAGAUUAUGCUGGCUUCUUGAAAAUCCAAGAUAUACGUGUUUCCUAUGAGAAAUUAAGGAAACUUAACAAAAAUCACUGUAAACUUCUUAUGGGAAAAAUGACAAAAAUGGAAAAAAUGGUUAGUGCACUACAAAACGAGCUACAAGAAACCAAAGACAUGAUAUCACGGUUAGAGCAUCAAAAAGUUGAAUGGGAACGUGAAUUCUGCAGUUUGAGAUGUACCUUAAAACAAGAAGAAGAAGAAGAAGAAGAAGAAGAAGAAGAAGAAAGAAGAAAUGCUGAUAUGUUAUAUGAAAAUAUUAGGGAAAAGUUAAGAAGAAAAGAAGACGAAUAUAAGAAAGAAGUUGAAACAAAACAACAAGUUGAACUCGCUCUUAGAACGCUAAACAUGGAAUUGAAGGCCACCAAAAAUCAGGUUGUAGAAGAGCGCAGUGACACUCAGUGGCAACUUUCUCCAGAUCAGAAGGCCAGAGUCUUACAAGAUGGAAGUCUAAACAAUCACCUUUACAAGCAAAAGGAGCUAGAAAUGGCUCAUAAGAAAACUAGUUCUAAGGUAGUUGUGAGACAACUUCAACAAGAACUGGCUGAUACUCUGAAGAAACAGUCUAUGUCACAUCUUCAUCUGGAAGAUGAAACACGGAAUCUCAAGAAGAAAUUAGGUCAAAUCAGAAGUCAGUUGCAAGAAGAACAGGAACGACAUGCAGAGGCCGUAAGAUAUGCUGAGGAGAUGAAAGAUCAUGUGCAAAAGCUACAGGUUAAAAAUGCCAUGCAAGAAGCAACCAUCAAACAUCAAGUGGCCCAGAUUCAAGAUCUUGAGAGCAACGUGAUAAAGACACGUUUGUUACAAGAAGCACAGAAACGACAUGCAGAGGCCGUAAGAUAUGCUGAGAAGAUUAAAGAUCAUAUGCUAAAGUAUAAUUUAAACCUCACAGAAAAUAACUUGUUUAUUUAUAAAGCAGAUAAGCAGUGUACUAUGAGAAAUGUAUUAGUUAUGCGAGUAUAUCAUAAUUUCUGUAAUACCCUCACUUGUUCAGAAAUUACACGAUACAGUUUUAAAAUUAUGCAAGAAGAAACCAUCAAACAUCAAGCGGCCCAAAUUCAAGGUCUUCAGAGCAACUUGCUAAAGGCAAGUUUGUUGCAAGAAGCAAAGGAUCGAGAGGCAGAGGCCAUAAGAUAUGCGGAGAAGACGCUAGAAGUGCAAAAUGCCAGACAGGAAGAAACCAUCAAACAUCAAGCGGCCCAAAUUCAAGAUCUUCAGAGCAACUUGUUAAAGACAAGUUUGGCUGAUGUCCUUACAACAGAACUGGAAACUACAUCUUCAAAAUGUCUACACCUGGAUGCAAAAAAUCAAGUUCUUCAACAAGAGUUAUUAUCAAUGAAAUCUUUCGAAGAAGAACGUGAAAAACUAGAGAGCAAUAACAAGAAGUUACAGCAAGAAGUAGUAAAAUUGAAACAAUUUAUGGAAAUGAAUAUGGUAGAACGCAGUCAAGUGGAACAGUAUAAACGGGAGAUUGAAGAAAGAGCACGACUGGACAUAGAAGAAAAAUUACACGAAGUCAACCUGUUUUUACAGGCACAAGCAGCAGCUCAAGAAGACUUGGACCAGUUAAGAGAAAAUGCUCAUGCUUCAACGAGAAGUCAAAUGGAACUUAGAAUUAGAGAUCUGGAAUCUCAGGUCUCUACAAUGAAGACUUCUCAAGAAGAUUCGACUAAAACAGAGUUGGAAACCUACAGGCAACUCUACCUAGAAGAAUUAAAAGUUAGAAAGUCCUUGAGAAAUAAGCUGAACAGGACUAAUGAGAGACUGUCAGAGAGCAAUACAAAACUUCUUGUGGAGAGACAGCAGCACCAAACUUUACUCAGGACCCUUACUAUGAGCCCAGGCCUGGAACCACCUUAUUGUGGACAUUUUGAAAAUAAUUUAGUGCUCAAUGGAAACUUUACUCCAGGAGGAAACUUAGUGAUUCCUACCUUGAACCCACGGCCGUCAUAUGACUACUGAGAGACUUCCUUGUGGAAGAUGCAGCGGGAGUUGGAAAGAAUAACCAGAGCACUAGAAGAAGCUGCUACCGAAUUUGAAUGAGGAUCCUGUAGAAAUCCUUUAGUAUCUACUGAUGAUUCAAUUCUAAAUCAAGAUCCAGUAUGGAAAGCGCCACGAGAAUAUGUACAGAUUUUGAACAAAAAUUAUACAAUUUGAAAAAUAAAUAGAAAAAAUUUACUGGAUGCUUACAAAACAUUUUCAUUGCUUCCCAAUUGAACACACUAU